This is a messenger RNA of Strongylus vulgaris, 1289 nucleotides long. NCBI's taxonomy places the organism in Eukaryota, Metazoa, Nematoda, Chromadorea, Rhabditida, Strongylidae. The record is from the annotation of a GenBank genome assembly.
AUGGGAAAGAAGAAUAAGAUGUGGGAAAAGCUCUCGAAUUUUUCAUGUUAUUUCCAAUCUGAACUUGUUGACGACUGGUUUGAAAUGAAAAGCGCGAAGGGCACACGAGUUGUCAGGACCACAUCUGGAGGAAGAAGAGGAGCACCUAAGAUCGAAUUGCGAUUCAUCGAGAAGCCGGAAAGGGAUCGAGGGCGAGCUGUCCAAGGCGAUUCACAGAUGAAGGAGCAGGUGAGGCGAUCCACAGAUGAAGGAACAGGUAAGGUUUGCCGACAAUUUUGCCCCAAGCUGGAAGAGUUGAUAAUCAGCGGCUUAAAGACCUCUUCAGUAAAAGAUGGUUUGGCAAAUCUCGAUUUCGGCAUCGGAGAGCUUGCUGAGGAAUUUGCUGCAUUAUCAUCUUUGACACCACCACCAACGCCAGCUUCGUCGACGAGCCCACCACGCACCAACAUUGGCGAUGGCGUGCCACCAUUGGCUUCUGAAGCUGAGAUCUCCAAGCAUGCUCCAGAAGCACUCACAACAACGACGAAUCCGACAAAUGGCCUUCUGCCGACUCCGCUACAGGACAAUCUGCUCUCAUCAUAUCAAAUCCCAAGUCUCGCUGCCCUCGACUUGACUCUUCCCCAGAGAUCCCCAAUGAACGUGUCGGCGCAGAUUAUGCUUUCAACUGGUUCCAAUGUCGGUCACAGUUCGGGAAUGCUUACUUCUGCCAACAAUAACAGCCUUAUGUCGUCGUCGACUAACUCGGUGAGCAGCUCCAGCAGUGGCUUACCACUGCUACUGUAUAGAUCACCAUGGCCGCGUCGUCCUCGACUCGUUCGACGCUAUUUGUACUGGUGUCGAGUACUGGAAAUGAAACGCCGUCGACCGAUGUGCCGUUUUUGCUACGAACGCUACGUCCAUAUGUGUUUGGAUACGCAUGAGCCAAUUCCGUCAGCGUACGAUCGUGGAAUGUGGCAUGGACAUAGUAUGAAGCAGCGUGGAUUAGUUACAUGCCCCCAUCUUUGGGCUACAGUUUGCCCGCAUUGUGGAGCGAGUAAGCAGUUUGCUCAUACUGAAGACUAUUGCCCGCUGGUGCGUAGAAACUUCGUGUACCCUCCUAAUAACCACAAUCAUCAGCGUACCGCACCAGAGGGUGAGUUUAUUCUUUCUCAAUCAGAAUCUGCCAGUUGCAGCUUAAAAAUUUUUUAUGAGCAAGAACGACCUCACUCAGCACCAUACCUUAGUCUAAGGCUGUCCAUCACUUUUUUUUUCUUCAAAACUUCAAGUUUGCUUAAUUAUGUGAUUUAAAA